Messenger RNA from Megalops cyprinoides (Indo-Pacific tarpon), 459 nucleotides. RefSeq names its product periaxin-like. The record is from RefSeq and is a predicted model, not a curated record. Gene Ontology annotation, biological process: regulation of RNA splicing; peripheral nervous system myelin maintenance. Lineage: Eukaryota; Metazoa; Chordata; Actinopteri; Elopiformes; Megalopidae. The coding region runs from base 58 to 411 and encodes 117 amino acids. Gene Ontology annotation, molecular function: protein binding. Gene Ontology annotation, cellular component: cytoplasm; nucleus. The transcript has 4 exons.
AAAAAAGGAAAGAAAAUCGGAUUUGGAUCCUUCUUUGAAAAGCGCUCCUCUGCAAAAAUGAGUCAGACAGAGAGUGCGGAGUCGGGCGUAAUUGUGAAAACAGUGAAAGAGGCCUGUGCCGAGGGCCUGGUUGUCAGUGGAGGUGGAAAGGAGGGCAUCUUCAUCAAAGAAGUGAAGGCAGAGUCACCGGCUGCAAAACAUCUCAGUGUGCAAGAAGGUGAUCAGAUACUCAGUGCAACAGUGUACUUCGACAAUGUCUCCUAUGAGGACGCCCUUCAGAUCCUGGAGCACGCGCAGCCAUACAAAAUGGAGUUCUGUCUGAAACGCAAGCCUCCAGGGGCAUCCGCCCUCGAAAGCUCCACGGCCGAAAGACAAGAAGCAUCUGUAACUACCCCGCUGUCUUCAUGGUGAAGAAGGAGCUGGCCUAACGGAGAGAGGACGCACUAAGGCACAAAGACG